This is a messenger RNA of Vigna umbellata (rice bean), 1330 nucleotides long. The record is from RefSeq and is a predicted model, not a curated record. Lineage: Eukaryota; Viridiplantae; Streptophyta; Magnoliopsida; Fabales; Fabaceae.
UACUUCCCACCCAAACCACAGCACAAAACAACACUUGUUAUUAUCUCUUUCCCUCUCUCAGACUUCCACUCUAUAACUUUUAUCACUUUUUUGCACCUUUCUCAUCUAAUGGCAAUUCCAGUGAUUGAUUUUUCAAAGCUGAAUGGAGAAGAAAGAGCCAAAACUAUGGCUCAGAUUGCUAAUGGCUGUGAAGAGUGGGGAUUUUUUCAGUUGAUCAACCAUGGCAUUCCAGAGGAACUCCUUGAGAGGGUGAAGAAGGUUGCCUCUGAGUUUUAUAAGCUGGAAAGAGAGGAGAAUUUCAAGAAGUCGACAUCUGUGAAGCUACUGAGUGAUUUAGCUGAAAAGAAGGACAGUGAAAAGCAGGAGUAUGUGGAUUGGGAGGACGUUAUCACUCUCCUUGAUGAUAACGAGUGGCCAGAAAAAACACCAGGCUUCAGGGAAACCAUGGCGGAAUAUCGGUGUGAGUUGAAGAAAUUGGCGGAGAGGGUGAUGGAGGUGAUGGAUGAGAAUCUGGAGUUACCCAAAGGAUACAUCAAGAAGGCACUGAAUGGUGGAGAUGGAGAGGGUGCAUUCUUUGGCACCAAGGUGAGCCACUACCCUCCAUGUCCCCAUCCAGAGCUUGUGAAAGGUCUGCGAGCUCACACUGAUGCAGGAGGUGUCAUCCUUCUCUUCCAAGAUGACAAGGUUGGUGGCCUUCAGAUGCUCAAAGAUGGGCAAUGGAUUGAUGUGCAACCUCUGCCAAACGCCAUUGUGAUCAACACCGGUGAUCAGAUUGAGGUCCUGAGCAAUGGAAGAUACAAGAGUUGUUGGCACAGGGUUCUGGCCACUCCAGAUGGGAACAGAAGAUCAAUUGCCUCCUUCUAUAACCCAUCAUUCAAGGCCACCAUAUAUCCUGCACCCCAACUCGUGGAAAAACAAGACCAACAAGUGGAUGACACUUAUCCUAAGUUUGUUUUUGGUGAUUACAUGUCUGUCUAUGCUGAGCAGAAGUUCCUUCCGAAGGAACCAAGGUUCCGAGCUGUUAGGGCCAUGUGAAGAAACCACUUGCUUUCCGCAUAAAAAAUACCACUUUUUCCUUUUUUUUUCUAUAUUUUCUUUGUUUUCGGGUUUUUGAUACCAUAAGAUAUGCUUGAUAGUAGCAAAGAAUACCAUUUGGUUGUCAUUCUCUACACAAUCGAAAAUCACCAUGGGUAUUUAGUAUUGCCUUUUUCAGGAUUUUGUCUCCUCCUGAUGUCAUGGGGGAACUAGUGUGUAUCCAUCUGUGCUUGCAUGGUACAAUAGUUCUAUUAGAUGAAUUCUACUAUAAAGUUGUCCAUCAUAAAUUUCUCUU